Molecule: messenger RNA, 490 nt
Organism: Haliotis rufescens (red abalone)
Lineage: Eukaryota; Metazoa; Mollusca; Gastropoda; Lepetellida; Haliotidae
Product: temptin-like
Exons: 3
Coding region: 52-438 (128 amino acids)
Source: RefSeq, a predicted model, not a curated record
CCCUUGCUGACUUGGACAGGAAGUGUUACGUCUGACCUGUCGAGCUUGAUAAUGUUCCUGCCCUGUGUGUUAUGUUUGGGUGCUGUGGGCGUCCUGGCUAUACCCGAGUUCCUGAACCGGAUCCCCAACGGUCGCUUAGUACCUGACCCCUGCGAUCCGGGGCGUGGCUGGGCAACGGUGGGGCACAGCAACACCUGGGGCGGUAAACAUGCCUUGAAUCCCUUUGGAGAGCAUUUCAAACAGGAAGGGUUUAUGUGGACAAGAGGUCUUUGUAUGAAGGAUUCUGACCUCGACGGAAUGACCAACGGUGUCGAACUCGGCGACCCUGAUUGCAAGUGGGCAUAUGGCCAGCAGGCGGCACGCGGUAACAUAUCGCAUCCAGGCAUCGUCUGUGCUACGACGACUGUGGCGCCAUGGUUACGCCACCUGCUGAAGUAGUGAGUUUACUCAAUGUUCGCACAUAUGGCGAAUAAACUGAUUUUUGGAAAUA